UUAAGGAAGUUGUUUUUCUUCUGUGAAAGUUAGACUAAUCUUCCCCAUGCUCCUGUACAUUGGACCUCUGUGCACUGGAUCAGUACCUGAAUAUUAACCGGACCGAUGAAGAUCAUUUUUAUAUUUACGUUUUAUCUUCAAGCAUUUGCAGACACAUCCACCCUGAAUUAUCUCUACACUGCAUUCGGACAAGAGAACUAUGUGCAAACUAAGUUUACUGCAGUUGUUUUGCUAAAUUCAGAGCAGUGCAUGUCCUACAACAGUAUUAAGGAGAUGCUGAUCGUAGUGGACUGGAUAAAUGGGACUCAAGGUGUAGAUUAUUGGAAGAAUGAGGCACAGCAGAUGCAGGGCAAUCAGGAUGACUUUAACACCAAAUUUAGAUCUGCCAGGACGUACUUCAGUGACACUAAAGGGGCUCACACACUUCAGAGGAUGUACGGCUGUGAGCUGGAUGAUGACGGCACCACUAGAGGAUACGAUCUGUACGCUUAUGAUGGAGAGGAUUUCAUCAGUCUGGAUCUGACAACUGGAACCUGGACCUCAGCUAAUGAUGGGUCUCUCUUAAUCGAACUGAAUUGGAAGCCUAAAGAAGCUAAACACUGGAAGAACUACCUGGAGAAUAACUGUGCAGAUUAUUUAAAGAAGUUAACAUCUUACAUAAGAGAAGUUGUUCCCGAGGUGUCAGUGUUCCAUAAACACUAUCCUUCUCCAGAGGUGGUGUGUCUCGCUACUGGUUUCUUCCCCAAACCACUAAACAUCACCUGGCAGGAGGGCGGAGAGGACGUGCAUGAAGACGUGGAGCUCAGAGAGACGUUACCCAACCAGGAUGGAAGCUUCCAGAAGAGAAGCAUUCUGAAAGUCCCAGCUGAGGAGCUGCAGAAACACAACUACACCUGCGUGGUUCAGCACAGCAGCUUGGAGAAGGAGUUAGUGCGAGAAGUACCAAAAGAUGAAGGAACAAAGGGAGGAUUGGACGGAGGAUCAGACAGAGCAAUGAUUGCUAUCAUCAUUGUUGUCAUCAUUGUCAUCGUUGCCGUUGUUGCUGAAAUUGUGGUUUGGAAGAAGAAGAACUCCGGUGAGAGGACGACUGGAGCAGUCCCUGAAGGAGAUUCUUCCUCCAACAACUCUAACACUGUGACUGUGUAUCGUCCUGCUGAACUGAGAGAUAGGAGAGACGAGGAGAGGGGUUGAGGACAGAGUUUACAGAGGACCACGCAGAGGAGAUUAUAGAAUUAAAAGAUCUGGAACUUUGCCCAAAGGCAUUAGAUGGUUGGACGGCUGCAAAAUGGACUCGUUGCACUGCUUUCGAUACAGAAUGUACUGUACUGACCACAGAUCUAACUGAGCUGCUUACAAGUACACGGUCACCGAAGGUACAUCAUCCGGUUAGAUCUUUAACGGUUUUAAACGAUUGCUGACUGAAUUUGGUGUGUAAGACUAUAUCAGCCCAUGUAAUGUCAGAUUAUAUUUUAUGAUACUGUAUAGAUAUCUGAAAUGUGAUACUGUACAUUUCAUUUUUAAUUUGAAGUUUAAAGAUUUGUACUCGGCAGUUUUUUAUGCACUUAUUUUGUCUUGUUUUAUAUGAAUGCACUAGGGAGAUGGACAAGAGCCAUGCUGUUUACAUAAAAUGCCAAAAUCAAAUACUUUGGAAACAAACCAAAAAACGCUAACAUUCACACUCCAAUUGUAAAGUCGCAGCUGAAAGUGCAAUAUAACAGAAGAUGUCUUUAAGCUAACACAGAAUCCACAUUCCUUAUUCAAGGCUCAGGUACAAAACUGUCAUUUCAUGCUAUAUGUCUUUAUUCUUGUCAAUACACAGUAUUAAAUUUAAUCCAAUUUCCCUACAUGGUCAUGUUACAAGGGCCAUUCAAGUCAAAGUUGCUUGUGCAGAAUGACAGAAUGACCGAGGUAAUGAGAGAGACUCCCUUUAUUUCUCUAUAUAAUCCCCAGCUACCCUAAUGCACUUCUCCCAGUGUUUCACUAGUCUUUGGACACCAUCAAAGUAGAACGUUUACUGAGUACACUGGUGCCAUGAUCAGACUGCCUGCUACACAUUUGCAACGCUAGCCUCCCAGGAACUCCUUUAAUGGCCUAAACAUGUAGAAAUGGUUUGGAGCGAGGUCAGGACUGUACAGGGGAUGUAGCAAUAACUCACAGCCGAGUUCCUCAAUUGUGCAAUUUAUUUAAAAAAAAAACCUAAUAAUUAAUUUAAUUAAAGGUACAUUAAUUUCAGAGUUAUUUAUGUUAAGGAAUAUUUCCAUAGAUUAUCACUCCUGAGCUGUUACCACAGGAUAAGCUGACAGAAUGCAGUGUAUUGUGGCGUCACUGCAGUAUUUUUAAAUGACAUUUUAACUCAUUUUAUGCUGCUGAUGAUAAUGAUGAUACUGCUGAUACCUCAAAUGAUACUGCUGAUACCUCAAACUAUUGAAAUUCAGGAACACUCUUAAAAAAAAUGUAUUUUGAUCUCUAUUUUUGAAUUCGUCACUGUAUGUGUGUUUUGUUUUGUUAAUUUUCUUCCCACUCAGAUCUUAGUUUUGUACAAAAGUCACUUUGCCAAUAAAUUCCAGGUAGGAGUGUUCAUGCCAAGUUCUUCAAGAUCAUUGUUAUUUGGACAGUGCUU
Molecule: messenger RNA, 2620 nt
Organism: Clarias gariepinus (North African catfish)
Lineage: Eukaryota; Metazoa; Chordata; Actinopteri; Siluriformes; Clariidae
Product: H-2 class I histocompatibility antigen, alpha chain-like
Exons: 7
Coding region: 106-1191 (361 amino acids)
Biological process (GO): immune response
Cellular component (GO): external side of plasma membrane
Source: RefSeq, a predicted model, not a curated record